AUGGGGCCAGCAAUGUCAUCAGAUGGACCUAUAUUCUCCUUGAAGCUGGGAUCGCAGAACGUCAUCGUCCUCACUAGUGGCGAACUCAUCAAACGAUUGGUCGACAAGAGAAGCGGAAACUAUUCAGAUCGUCCGAAAUUGUACAUGCAAGACGUCUGGGAAGGCUCCAGGAUUAUCAUGAGAGGGUAUGAUGCACUAUGGAAGGUUGAACGCAAAAUCUACCAUCAAUUCCUGAACAUCAAUAAGGCAUCCAGAUACAUACCCUACCAAGAUUUGGAGACAAAGCAACUCAUGGUCGAUUUAUUGGAGAAGCCGAACGACUUUGAAGACCUAAUCACACGAUCUACAUUGAGCGUGGCGACGAGUAUGGCUUAUGGAUUUCGAGUCUUGGAUCCGAAAAGUGAGGUCUUCCAGGAGAUGUUCAGGAACACCCACGGAUUCUUCUUUAUGGUAAACAGCAGUAAACUUCUUGAUUGGUACCCUCAACUCCGACCCAUUGUUCGAGCUUUGCCUCAAUGGCUGUAUCCACUGGCCACGAAAGCUAAGCAGAUCUACCUUCGAGAAAAGAGCCAAUUUUGGCAGCUGUAUGAGGAGGCAAAACAGGCGUCAGCUCGGGACGACUCUCUUCCAAGCAUGUUUCAACCACGUUGA
Messenger RNA from Exophiala aquamarina CBS 119918, 651 nucleotides. RefSeq lists its product as uncharacterized. Gene Ontology annotation, molecular function: oxidoreductase activity, acting on paired donors, with incorporation or reduction of molecular oxygen; iron ion binding; monooxygenase activity. The record is from RefSeq and is a predicted model, not a curated record. The transcript has 2 exons. Bases 1 to 651 code for a protein of 216 amino acids. NCBI's taxonomy places the organism in Eukaryota, Fungi, Ascomycota, Eurotiomycetes, Chaetothyriales, Herpotrichiellaceae.